Molecule: messenger RNA, 2397 nt
Organism: Cottoperca gobio
Lineage: Eukaryota; Metazoa; Chordata; Actinopteri; Perciformes; Bovichtidae
Gene: dnajb6b
Product: DnaJ heat shock protein family (Hsp40) member B6b
Exons: 10
Coding region: 255-1253 (332 amino acids)
Molecular function (GO): Hsp70 protein binding
Source: RefSeq, a predicted model, not a curated record
AAGAAAUGUUUCGAUGAUAAAUGGGUGGCUGGGGGGUGUUCUUGGCAUCUUCCUCAUUGUUUUAGUGGGCCUGUGUCUGUACGAUUACGAUGUUGCCCGUGUGCUGAAGACAAAUAUGUGGAUUAUUCGUUAGAGUCAAGAUGUGGAAGGGAACCCCAAAUGUCUCUUUGAGUGACAACUGGGUGUGAUUUACCAGAAGCCACAUUAAGGACCCUGAAACAGGACAGUAACUGCAACCUCAUACAGACCGAGCCAUGCUGGAAUACUACCAGACAUUAGGAGUCCAGAGAAAUUCAACGCAAGAUGAUAUCAAAAAAGCUUACAGAAAAUUGGCAUUGAAGUGGCAUCCAGACAAGAACCCAGACAACAAGGACGAAGCGGAGAAAAGGUUCAAAGAGCUGUCAGAGGCAUAUGAAGUGCUCUCAGAUGAAAACAAGAGGAAUACUUAUGACAGAUAUGGCAAAGAAGGCCUGUCAGCAGGAGGUUGUGGAGGAGGAGGAGGAGGCCAUUAUAAACACUUUGGCGGCGGCGGCGGCUUCACAUUCCGUAAUCCUGAUGACGUUUUCAGGGAAUUCUUCGGCGGCAGAGAUCCAUUUGCAGAUUUUUUUGCCGAUGACCCCUUUGACAACUCGUUCGGACGCAGUCACCACAGAGGUGCAACCCAAGGCAGGAUGGGGGGGGGAUCGCUCUUCGGUUUUGGGAGCUUCCCAGCGUUUGGACCUGGCCUCGCAGGGUUCGAUUCAGGUUUUGGCUCAUUUGGAAACAUGGGUGGAGGAGGAUUCACUUCCUUCUCUUCUUCAUCCUUUGGCGGCGGCAGUGUUUUGGGGGGAGGAGGAGGAGGAGGAGGAGGAAUGGGUAACUUCAAAUCUGUGUCGACCUCCACCAAGUUCAUCAACGGCAGAAAGAUUACUACGAAACGGAUUGUGGAGAACGGCCAGGAGCGGGUGGAAGUGGAGGAGGACGGUCAGAUAAAAUCUCUAACAGUUAAUGACAUCGCAGCCGAAGAGCCCUUGGAGGAAGAGUUUCGUCGCCGCAGACAGAACACACUUCCUGUCCUGCACCAGCGCUACCUGAGGAACUCUGCCCAACACCCCUCGGAGGAAGAGGAAGAGCACGGCCUUCAGAGCCUGGGACUAACGAGAGGACACAUGGACACGAAGAGGAAGAAACUGUGGCUAAAGGACGCAGAGUCGAAAAAGAAAAGGGCUCCUCGACAUUUCCCUCGGUUUGGUGGACUUGGCGCCUUUUAUUAAACGUAUAUCAUAUAUAUAUUUGUUUGCAGAAGUGCCAUCGAUCAUAUGUGGCAUUAGUUCACUGUUGCGCCGUAUUUCCCCAUGUCUAUCAGUUGCAAGCGCAGAGCAUAACUCCUGCCUGCUUUCAUGAGCGGUAGCCUGCAGAGACCUCACUUCAAUGUUUUGUUAUGUCCGAGAUACAUUUUUAGUAGUUAAGCCUUUGUUAUUGCUGUUUUUACUGUGGGUGGAUCAUUCAGCAUUCUAAUUAAUCUCUUAUGUUUGAAUCUUUCCUCUUUUUACUGCACAUGUUUUCAGAAAAUGUGUUCAGGUGGAAGGAGAAUUACUGGAGCAGCCUUGUUUGUGAUAAGCGUGUACUGCAGUAACACUGUGUACCAUGUGAGAAUAAGUGAAGGUCAAGCUAUUCAGCGGGAGAGGGACGUCUUGGGGAUGUGAGUGUAAAGCAGAAUGAAAGCAUUGAGUGAGUUUUAUUACAGAAAUAAAACUAGAGAAAAUCUGCAUCGGGAUCACACCAGUUGCGAUGCCAAAUCGGACCAAUGGCCCCUUCCCCACUUGCUACCCCCCCUACCUUCCGGCGCCCAUGCUUGGACCACGGCCAUCUUCAAACUGAACCUUCACUUUGUUCUUAACGACAUAUCUGUAAAGUUUCUUGACUGCAUCUUGCACGGUUGCGACGCUAUCGGGAUCGCAAAAUCUGUCCACAGACGUAAACACCUGGUAAUACCGCUUCUGUGCUGCUACAGUUGGUUUUUCCAGCAGCACAAUUUUCCAUGAUUACACACACACACACAGACUCACAAGGUGACAACAAUACCAGCUUCACUGGCAAUGAACAUGUUCUGCUCACUCCUCCAUCUCACAUGAAAACUGACAUUCAACGCUCUGGCAGCAACAUUAGCAACUCUUAUAUCACGACUCCCACAGGCUGACAAAUAGCGAUUAAACCCUCUGAAAUUUGUUUAAUUUUUUUCUUUGUACUGAUUCGGCAACUUGUUGAGCUUUCAAAAUUGUUUUUGUAAAAGAGUUUGAAAACAAAUGAAGGUUGACCUGUUGUUCUCAUGAUAACUGUAAGUGGAAAUGUAGAAACGUCUGAGAAAUGUUCAUUUUUUAUGGACUCCUACCAAUAAAUGCUUAAACAGAAACGUAA